This is a messenger RNA of Trypanosoma cruzi, 3393 nucleotides long. Its product is annotated as DNA-directed RNA polymerase III subunit, putative. The transcript has a single exon. Lineage: Eukaryota; Euglenozoa; Kinetoplastea; Trypanosomatida; Trypanosomatidae. Gene Ontology annotation, cellular component: RNA polymerase III complex. Gene Ontology annotation, molecular function: DNA-directed RNA polymerase activity; DNA binding; ribonucleoside binding. Gene Ontology annotation, biological process: DNA-templated transcription. The coding region runs from base 1 to 3393 and encodes 1130 amino acids. The record is from RefSeq and is a predicted model, not a curated record.
AUGCCUUUGCCCACUCAAGGCAGUGACGAUGCCGCGUACAACACGCGGAAAUUGGCGCUCCUGCCAGCGCUUAUCGGAAUGAAGGGACUUUUGAACCACCACAUUGCCUCAUUUGACCACUUAAUAAACGUGGAGUUGAAGAGGAUUCUUUUGAAUGAGUCCAACAGGGAGAUUAAGAGCAGCAUCGACCCGGACUUCUCCAUUCGAUACACAAAUAUCCGGGUUUGUCAACCGAGGGAGAUUGUGGGGAAGGGGCAGUUGCCAAAGGCCGUUUCUCCACACGAAUGCAGGACCCGCGAUCUCACCUAUCGUGGGGAUAUGAUUGUGGAUGUGGAGUAUACAAGUCGUGACCGCAACAAACGGCCGUGCACGGAGACCGAUAUUAAAAUUGGGACAAUUCCCAUCAUGCUGAAGUCGAGUUCAUGUAAUCUGUUUGGAAGGACUCGUGAGGAGCUGGUCGCGAUGCGGGAGUGUCCUCUUGACCCAGGCGGUUACUUCAUUAUCAAAGGAGUGGAAAAGGUAUGCUUGGUACAAGAGCAGCAGAGCAAGAAUCGUGUCAUUAUUGAAGCGGAUGACAACGGCAAUAUUGUGGCUCAUGUUCAGAGCAAGACGCACUAUUCCAUUUCAAAAUGUUCCGUGACAUUUAAGAAGGGGCGGAUUGUAAUGGUGCAUCGAUCGUUCAAGGAAGACAUUCCCAUCGUGGUGAUGCUGAAGGCUCUUGGGAUGGAAAGCGAUCAACAGAUUGCGCAGCACAUUGGCACGACGCCUGCCUUUGAAAGUGUCUUAUUCGCCUGUUUUGAGCAGGCUGCUGCUUUGGGAGUGAAGACUCAGGACGAUGCGCUGCAUUUCAUUGGUGAAAGACGUAAGGAGACCUCGUGGGAGGUGGAUGACGCGCAGCAGAGACACAUUCAGAAGUCCAAGGCAGACAAUGCGGCGGAGUUUCUUGGGAAUGUUCUCUUGUGCCACAUCCGGGAGGGACAGGUGCAGCGUGACUGGAACUUUCGCCACAAGGCCCUUUACGUGUGUUUUAUGGUGCGACGCAUGAUUGAAGCAAGUGUGGAUUCCUCCCUGCUUGACGAACGAGACUUUUAUGGUAAUAAGCGGUUUGAAACAACUGGUACACUGAUGGGUCUCCUGUUUGAGGAUCUCUUGAAGCAAUUUAAUCGUGUGGUGAAGACGGCGAUGGAUCAGCAACUGUCCAAGAAGGACACGACAAAAGCUUUUAACGUAAAGCAGCUCAUGGAGAGUAAAUUGGAGGUUAUUCAGAGCGGGAUGCGGGUGGCGUUGAGCAGUGGCCGGUGGGAGCUGAAGCGGUUCAACAUGAGCCGUCAAGGCAUCACUCAGGUGCUCUCGCGACUGUCUUAUAUUGCAUGCAUUGGUAUGAUGACUCGUCUCGCCUCUUCCUUUGAAAAGAGUCGCAAGAUUAGUGGGCCACGUUCAUUGCAGCCGAGUCAGUGGGGAAUGGUUUGUCCAUGUGACACGCCCGAGGGGGAAAGUUGCGGUCUUGUUAAGAACUUUGGCAUAUUGAGCCAAGUGACGUUGGACAUGGAUGAUUCUUUUGUUCGGGCGGCAGCACAUAACUUGGGUGUGGAGGAGGUGGAUUCCAUCAGUUCCAGGGAGUUUUUGAAUUAUUACACGGUCUUUUUGAAUGGAACGCUGAUUGGCAUCCACCGCUACCCCAACCGUCUUUGCAGAGGGGUGCGUGCGUUGCGAAGAUCUGGACGGCUGCAUCCACAUGUUUCGAUUGCCAUCAACGAUCGUCAGAAGAGUGUGCAAAUUGGGUGUGAUGGGGGGAGAAUUGUCCGAUUAUACAUUGUGGUAAACCACGCGAAGCCUGCCGUCACCUCCGCCCAUCUGGACCAGCUUUCUGCUGGGCAAUACUCCAUCAAUGACUUUUUGGCUGAGGGAUUGGUGGAAUUUAUCGACGUGAAUGAGGCCAAUGACUGUCUUAUCGCUGUCUACCCCAGGGACAUUGAAACAUACACAACGCACCUGGAGGUGGAGCCGCUUUCUCUACUGGGCGUCGUUGCUGGGAUUAUACCCUUUCCGCAUCAUAAUCAGUCGGCCAGAAACACUUUUCAGUCGGCGAUGGGCAAACAGGCUUUGGGCACGAUUGCGUACAACCAGUACAUUCGCACGGAUACUGUUCUGAUGCUUGGUGCCUACCCUCAGCGACCCCUUUGCCGGACAAAGGCCAUGGACCUUACCCACUACGAGAAACUGGGGGCUGGUAUCAAUGCGAUGGUGUGUGUCAUGAGCUACAGUGGAUAUGACAUUGAGGACGCUCAGGUGUACAACCGCUGCUCACUCGAUCGUGGUUAUGGUCGAUGCGUCGUUCUUCGAAAGCACGAGGUGGAUUUGGAACGGCUUCCAAAUGGGGAAUACGAAAUCAUUCUUCCCCCUGAUUCCAAUGCUGGCAAAUGCAAGGCGCUUAACAGUGAUGGCAUCGCCAGCAAAGGGGCUAUUGUGCGCCAAUUUGACAUUCUAGUUAACAAGUAUACACCGGUGGCAUCCUUGGAGCCCCGACCCAAUCCUCUUGUGUACAAGUAUCCCCAGCCCGCCGUCGUGGACCAUGUGGUUAUUUUGCCUCCCGGUGACUCCGAACGCUCGAUGGAUGUGGAGCAGAAAAUUAAGGUGAUCACAAGGGAGGUUCGUGUACCGGAGCCGGGCGAUAAAUUUUCGUCACGGCACGGCCAGAAGGGUGUAGUUGGUCUUAUCACAGAUGGAGUCAACAUGCCCUUCAAUGAAAAGGGCAUAAGCCCCGAUAUGAUCAUGAACCCCCAUGGGUUCCCGAGUCGAAUGACAGUCGGUAAGCUCCUGGAGUUGGUUAGUUCAAAGGUUAGCGCUCUUACGGGAACAUUUGGAGAUGGUACAGCGUUUGGCGGAGACAAUGCGGAGGAUUUGGGCAUGCACCUGCUACGAAACGGCUUUAACUACCAUGGGAAGGAUGCAUUUUACUCCGGCAUUACGGGAGAGAUCAUGCAGGCCUAUGUGUUUUUUGGCCCUAUUUACUACCAACGUCUCAAACACAUGGUCACAGAUAAGAUGCAUGCUCGUGCCACCGGGCCACGUUCAAUGUUGACUAGACAACCGACGGAGGGUAGAUCUCGCAGUGGUGGUCUUCGCGUGGGCGAAAUGGAACGAGAUUGCAUGGUUGGUUAUGGUGCUUCAAAUCUAUUGAACGAACGGCUACUUCUUAGCUCCGAUCUUUUUACCGUGGAUACAUGCCGCUCGUGUGGAUUUCUGGGGUACUGUGGUUACUGUCCGUACUGUAAUACAAAGAACACAGUGUCACAUGUAAACGUUCCCUAUGCGUUCAAGCUGCUUCUACAGGAGCUUCAAGGCAUGGGCAUAAGCACACGACUUUCAUUAGAUUUUAUUGGCCAGCAUUAA